Parasteatoda tepidariorum (common house spider) is the source of this 532-nucleotide messenger RNA. It is a transcript of the gene RpL30, whose product is annotated as ribosomal protein L30. Lineage: Eukaryota; Metazoa; Arthropoda; Arachnida; Araneae; Theridiidae. The record is from RefSeq and is a predicted model, not a curated record. Gene Ontology annotation, molecular function: structural constituent of ribosome; RNA binding. Gene Ontology annotation, cellular component: cytosolic large ribosomal subunit.
UAUAAAAAAAACUUUUGGCAACUCACAAAUCAGACUCAACGCAAUACACAACUCAACUCAAUUUACUGAUAUUUACUACGAGCGUGCGUGGUGCGGUGGUAGCGUACACGUUUGUUAAAUUUUUCAUAAAAAGUUAAAUUAAAAAUUGAAAAAUGGUUGCCCAAAAAAAGAGCAAAAAAGCAUUGGAGAGUAUCAAUUCCAGACUAGCCCUUGUGAUGAAAUCUGGAAAGUAUGUUCUAGGAAACAAACAAACACUUAAAGCUUUAAGACAGGGAAAAGCUAAACUAGUAAUCAUCGCCAACAACACCCCUCCAUUAAGGAAAAGUGAGAUUGAAUACUAUGCUAUGUUGGCCAAGACUGGUGUACAUCAUUAUUCAGGAAGCAAUAUUGAACUUGGUACAGCUUGUGGAAAAUAUUUUAGAGUGUGUGCAUUGAGCAUUACUGAUCCAGGUGAUUCCGAUAUUAUUCGAACUAUGCCUACUGAGCAACAAUGAGAUCUUUCAUUUUAAAUAAAUAAAAAAAUUUAAAGACA